Molecule: messenger RNA, 1023 nt
Organism: Brettanomyces bruxellensis
Lineage: Eukaryota; Fungi; Ascomycota; Pichiomycetes; Pichiales; Pichiaceae
Exons: 1
Coding region: 1-1023 (340 amino acids)
Biological process (GO): mRNA cis splicing, via spliceosome
Cellular component (GO): nuclear cap binding complex
Molecular function (GO): RNA cap binding
Source: RefSeq, a predicted model, not a curated record
AUGCCUGACCUCAAGGAAUUCGAUGCCCCGAACUUCUCCAGCUCGACUUUUCGAUUGGAUAGACCAUCAUCCUAUCUUUUAGCGAAAGCAAGAAGAGAUGACGAAAAUGGUUACGACAAUUUGAAGAAGUCAAUGAGUUCGGCAACUAUUUAUAUAGGAGGGCUUACAUUCACAACUACAGAGGAGCAACUAUUUGAAUUGUUUAAUGACUGUGGAUCCAUAAAGCAAAUUAUUAUGGGUUUAGAUAAAAAAAAACUAACACCUGCAGGUUUCUGUUUCAUUAUAUUUGACAAGCCUCGAAGCGCUCUGAAUGCAGUCAAAUUCAUGAAUAAAACAAAAAUCAAUGGAAAGCCAAUGAAUAUUGAUCUUGAUCCAGGGUUUGAAGAAGGUAGACAAUUUGGAAGAGGUGCCGAUGGUGGUCAAAAACAGCGAAUGUUUGGAAGAAGAAGAUUCAGACCUAGACAUUUUAACGGAUAUUCCCGAGGGGGAAGAUCUCGGUAUAAUGAACGUAGAGAGAGGUGGUCCGGCGGCCGUGAUAGGGUUGAUAGCUUUAGAGAUGAAGAGGAAGGAUCAAGGCCUCGGUAUGAAAGAGAGAGAGAUACAUAUCGACCAGAAGGUAGGGAAGAUUAUCGUAACGAAAGAAGAAAUGACUAUAGAUCAGAUAGAUACAGAGCAGAUAAUGAUACUUACAGGGGUGAUGAUUCGUACACUCCAAACAAUUAUCAUCGGACUGAUACAUAUAUUCCAGAAGGUGGUGCAGAAUAUGCGAGAGAGAGAGAUGCUCCUCCUCAUUAUCAAAGGGAAGGUUAUAGGGACCAUUACAGAGACAAUUACAGGGAUAAUUACAGGAAAGACUAUUCUGGCAGACCUGAACGUGAUGUCUAUGUUCCGGAAAUAUCGAGAAGCAAUCAGGAUGAUUGGAAUCCUGAAAAUAUUAGGGGUUCUAGUGAGGAGUUGCCACCACAUUUAAGGGGAAGGACAUUAGAUAACGGUGGCAGUGACUUCCCACCGCAAUCAAAUUAA